Molecule: messenger RNA, 378 nt
Organism: Aspergillus ochraceoroseus IBT 24754
Lineage: Eukaryota; Fungi; Ascomycota; Eurotiomycetes; Eurotiales; Aspergillaceae
Product: RidA family protein
Exons: 4
Coding region: 1-378 (125 amino acids)
Cellular component (GO): mitochondrion; cytosol
Molecular function (GO): deaminase activity
Source: RefSeq, a predicted model, not a curated record
AUGUCCGACUCCUCCAUCAUCUUCACUCCCAACGCUUGUCCCCCCGUGGGCCCCUACUCCCAGGCCAUCAAAGCCAACGGCCAGAUCUUCCUCUCGGGCCAGAUCCCCGCGGACAAGCACGGAAACCUAAUCGAAGGCGACAUCAAGGCCAAGACCCAGGCUUGCUGCGAUAACAUCAAGGCUAUUCUCGAGGCGGCCGGAUCGAGCGUUAGCAAGGUGAUUCGCGUGAAUGUUUUCCUGGAUGACAUGGCCAACUUUGCCGAGAUGAACGAGCAGUAUGCUACUUUCUUCACUCACAAGCCUGCUCGGUCUUGCAUUGCUGCGCGUCAGCUGCCCAAGGGUGUUCCUGUUGAGAUUGAGUGCACUGCUCUUGCAUAG